AUGUAUUUUGGGUUUAUUACCAGAAUUGCCAACCAGCACCACUUCUCCGCUGCCAGCCAGCUGGUUGCCUCGAUCAGCUCUUAUCAGUACACGCGACGGGCUUGGCGCAGAGACGUAUUCGACCUCUUUUUCGAGCCAUGCUUCUUUCAGUUGUUGCCUGAAGCUUUGGUCAGUUGGAUGCAGAUAAUUGACAACCUGAUGACACAGGAUAAAAACACCUUCCGGGAGGCUCUAAGUAAAGAACACUGUUUAGUAGGAAACUUUUCGUUUUUAUCCUCGAGACGACUUGCCACAGAUAAGCAUAGAAAGUCUAUGUUUCUUGGGUUAGGUACAAAUUUAUCCAUGCUCCUCAGUGUUUCCGAAUUCUCAUUUGGCGAAGCCUCGGUCAUCUUGCUCAUCGCGAUUGGGAAUUUGUAA
Messenger RNA from Protopolystoma xenopodis, 417 nucleotides. Lineage: Eukaryota; Metazoa; Platyhelminthes; Monogenea; Polystomatidea; Polystomatidae. The record is from the annotation of a GenBank genome assembly.